Messenger RNA from Chelmon rostratus (copperband butterflyfish), 2463 nucleotides. RefSeq lists its product as uncharacterized. Lineage: Eukaryota; Metazoa; Chordata; Actinopteri; Chaetodontiformes; Chaetodontidae. The transcript is spliced from 3 exons. The record is from RefSeq and is a predicted model, not a curated record. Bases 348 to 2075 code for a protein of 575 amino acids.
CAGAGGGAGAGUCAAAAGAGGGUGGAACUGACAGAGGGGGUGAGGUUGUCAGGGAAAGGGAAAUGAAGGAGUAAGCAAGAUUGUGCCUGCAACACAGAUUCACUCUCUCAGAGUCCAGCUGACAUUAAAAGAAGACAGACAUGGCUGGAGACAAACUGGAAGAGAGAAGAAGGAGCGAGUGAGGAAAACAACAAGCCAUCAGCAGCCAACCUUGGCCACCUUAUCUUUUCCAUCUAUAUACGGAAACCACUGGAUAAUUUAUAAGCCUCUCCCUCUCGCUCUGUGUGACUGUGUGAGUGUGUGUGUGAGAGAGAGAGAGGGGGGGAUUCGCUGAGCUCACCACCACCAUGCUGUGUCCUGCUGCUGUCAGCGCAGCUGCUGCGGCUGUCUGGCUGCUCGCAGUGCUGGGCCCAGGCCUGUCUCUUCCAGCUGAGGACAACUCAGAGCCGGGCUUCAGGCUCUGCAGCCACUGCUUCUUCAGACAGACGCCUCCUCGGGGAGCCUCCGCAGGGCCACUGCUGCGCCCACUCUGCCACAGACUGCCCGGGGGACAGGCGUUUGCCACUCUGUCCAAACCGACCUGUGACACAGCUGUCUACUCUGCCUUCCAUCUCAGCCACGGAUGGACGGAGAGGGAGGGAGAGGAGGGGGGAGAGCUUGUGACAGAGCAAGAAGAAGGAGACAACAGCAAAGUAGCAGUACCGGCCCUUCUCAGAGGAGGCGGGGACCCUCCUCAUCCUGUCUCACCCACAGACUCCCUGCUGCAACACUGGGACUCAACAGUCACAACACUGGUCCAGUCAAGCAUCACUCCCCAGUGCAGCACUUCAGGGGGGGAUCUCUACAUCCUGACUGGAGCGGGAGGUCUCAGGGCUGCUGAGGAUGGAGAUGAGGAGUGUCAGACGAAGCCGCUGUGGUCUGCAGUGUGCUGCGCUGCCCCCGAGGGGAAGAGUAGCUUCAGUGUGUGCUUAAUCAAAGAGGCAGGGGAAGGGGAGAGGCAAGUGAGCGUGAAGGAGCUGGAGGAAAUGCUUGGAGUGACAGAGCUGUUCUCAGACGGCUGUGGAGGAGCAGAUGGGGAGGCUGUUGGAAUCACAGUGGGUCUUCACAGUGAGGGGCUCCCUGACAAUGCACAAAAGCUGGAUGCGGAUCUUACUGCUGAAAACACAGGAGGUAAUGAAGUAGAUUCAAACACUGCUGGUCGAGUCACUGAAGGAGGGGAGGUUGAUUCAGAUACCAACAGCCAAGAUCCAAAUGAGGACAUUAAGGACGGCAGAGAGGCACUGAUCGCCGGAGAACAGGUGGCUGAUGCUCAGCCAGAAGAAGCUGAUGUUGCAGAUGCCACGCGAGAAUCUGGCGGUGAAGGGCAGCGGGAUGUGACACAUUCAGGAGCUGUCAGAUCAAAGUCUCCCAGGUCCUCAGCUGAACAUGAAACUGUGGCUGAACAAGAGGCAGACACAAAUUCCAGCAGCACUCUGGUCUUCGUCCUCUCCACCACCAUGUCCAUCCUUAAAGCUCCUCUGCGGCCUGUGUUCUCCACAAUCACGCAGUUACCUGGACAGGUGACCUACGUUCUUCAGGAAGACCUUGGAGUUCUGUCUGCCCUCCCAGGAGAUGCCUUCUCCCUGCUUCACCUCCUGACCUCUGACCUCCUGUCCGGGAUGGGCUCAGCUGCAGAAAUGCUACUGGGUAUCGGGGAAACCUGCGUCUUCAGCACCUACUACUGCACCUCCUCCAUGCUGGGGGCCCUGCUGAACAGCUGCCACACUGGGGUCACUGGCAUGGGGACCCUGGCUGGAGACACAGUGGGGAUAUUUGGGGAUGUGCUGGAUAAUGGUUGGUGGGUGACCAAGUUCUUUGGAGGGCGGCUGUGGGAGCAGAGCGAGGGGUAUGUUGGAACAGUGAUGUCUGAGAUGGGGGGUCAGGCGAAAGCUGUAGGUUGGGGGUUUGGGAGACUGGCGUGGAGAAGUGGAAAUGGGGUGGGUAAUGUCUUUAGGCUGGGAGGGGGGUUAGUAAUGGGGGUGGUGGACAUGGUCAUUGGUGCUGUGAGAGGGGCUUUUGGGCAGGAGUCAGAGUGAAAAGUGGAGGAAAAUUCCAGACUCCAGCUUGUUUUCUCCAGUUUUGGUUAGUAACUUUAUUUAGCACACGAGAGUGUGAAAAACAAGGUACUUCAGUUUGAUCUUAUUUGAUAUGCCUUAGUUGUUAUAGAAGGAUUGUACUUCACUGAUUCAAAUUUAGUGAAUCGUCAAUUCAUCCCACUGUAGGUCUCACACUUCACUGUGGCUGGCUAUACAAAUAAUCUGCUGUAUUUGAAAGCUGGGAUAAAUGACCCAACUGUGAUUUAAAAAACACUGUGCAAAGCUUUUGGAUGUAAUUAUUCACAUAAUUCUUGUAUGAUAAUUGUUAUGAUAAAUGUUUGUUGAGAUGUACAUUUGAAUAAAGAGAAUGCUGGCUUAUUGUACUUUG